Messenger RNA from Amorphotheca resinae ATCC 22711, 2424 nucleotides. RefSeq lists its product as hypothetical. The transcript has 2 exons. Gene Ontology annotation, biological process: chorismate biosynthetic process. The coding region runs from base 1 to 2424 and encodes 807 amino acids. NCBI's taxonomy places the organism in Eukaryota, Fungi, Ascomycota, Leotiomycetes, Helotiales, Amorphothecaceae. Gene Ontology annotation, molecular function: shikimate 3-dehydrogenase (NADP+) activity; 3-dehydroquinate dehydratase activity; 3-phosphoshikimate 1-carboxyvinyltransferase activity. The record is from RefSeq and is a predicted model, not a curated record.
AUGUCGGUCGUCACUCAACUCCAGCAGCAAGCUUCACGGGCGUCAUUGAACCUGGACUCGAAGCCGCCAUCGCCAGGCACGCGCCAGUUCUCUCCCAAUGCUUCCAUUGUCCUCGUUGGGUCUCGCGGCUCCGGGAAGCGAACUCUGGGAUUCAUCGGAGCAACGCAUCUUGGCCGGCGUCUAAUUACGGAAGACCACUAUUUCCAAGAGGCGACGGGCAUCUCCCGCGGUGACUUUCUUCGUCAAUAUGGAAAUCAGGAGUUCUACCGACGAAAUGUAGAGGUUCUGAAGCAGAUGCUGGAUAGGAAUAGGACGGGUUGCGUAAUCGAGUGUGGAAUGGGAAGCCUUGCAAAAGAGGCUCAAAAAGCUAUAUACGAAUACUCCAAAACCAAUCCCGUCAUUUACAUCACCCGAGAAAGCGAAAGGAUAAGGCAGUUGUUAAAUCUUGAUGAGAAGGACGCCUCUCGUCUGGAGAGCGGGGACUUAUCCCACAGGAAUUGCUCGAAUCUGGAGUAUUACAACCUAUACGAUCCAAGCUGCGAUGGCUUGAAUUAUAGUGACAAUGGCUUGCCAAGCGUUGCUUCCAGGCUCAAACAUGCUAAAGAAGAUUUUUCUGCCUUUCUUGAUUUUGUGACCGGUCAAGGAGCUGCUCGAAGUGGCUACGAGAGCCCAUUCUCGAUUGCUGCGCUUCCCCCAGAGGAGCGAUCAUUUACAUAUGCUCUAUCUAUCCGGUUAUCAUCCAUUCCCGAAAUUGAUCUGGAAGAGCUGGAGGCAGGUGCCGACGCUGUGCAGCUGAAAAUCGAUACCUUUUUGCCCGAUCUGCAAAAAACGAUUGCAAGACAGGUAGCAACAAUCAGGAGGAAGCUGGCUGUCCCCAUUAUCUACUAUAUUGAAGAGAAUGUCUUUGAGGGUACUGACUACUCAAUGUCUGAAAAGGAAGACAUUUACUUCAUGAUCCUGGAUUACGGUCUCCGUCUUGGCGUGGAAUACAUCGUUGUCGACCUCAAGUACUCAUCCAAUCACACUAGUCGUCUCGUUGAGUGCUCUGGGCGGACGAAAGUCAUUGGGCAUCAUCUGGCAAAGGAAGAGAAUCCAUGGGGCUGGGACGAUGAAGCCCGAAUGAUACAGUACAGGAGGGCUAAAUUGCUGGGCUGCAAUCUUGUACGAUUCGUGAAAUUAACAUCGAAGGAACAAGACAACGAGACUGUUCGAGGUUUCUUGAAGAAAAUCGAGUCAAUUCCUGAUCAUCUGCCAGUUAUCGCAUACAAUAUAGGAGAGUUCGGUCUACCGUCAUUAAUCGAAAAUCGAAUUUUCACACCGGUAACCCAUCCCAUCAUGCAAUCCACGAGCAGUUUAAGUCGGAUUAGGCAGUUCCUCCCAACAGGAGCAGAGGCCAUGAAAGCGCUCUACAGGAACCGAGUUCUUGAUCCUCUUCACUUCUACCAUCUCGGUGCCAGCGUAUUCUACAGUUUAUCGCCGACUAUGCAUAGCGCUGCAUACCAAGUAUGUGGGAUGAGCAAUGACUUCCAAUCCCUCAAAGUCUCGUCUCUAGAGGAUAUUCAUCGUCUUUGUCAAGACCCCAACUUCGGUGGUGCAGCCAUCACCCAACCAUUUAAGGUGCAGGUUCUCAGCCAGAUAGCAGCUCAGAGCUACCACGCCAAAGCCAUUGGUGCUGCAAACACAUUAUUGCCACUGCGAAUGUUGACAGAUAAUAGCCCUCUGGAUAGCAGAUCACUCCUUGAUCAAGCGAACAGGAGAGGCAAGGCUGGGCCGGUGCAUGCAUACUACGGCGACAAUACCGAUUUUAUUGGCAUCUUGACUUGCCUCAGAAGAAACAUGUCACCACGGAACGUUGUGCAGCCUUCUAAGACUACGGGACUGGUGAUCGGAGCCGGGGGGAUGGCACGAGCUGCAAUCUACGCCAUGAUUCAACUUGGAUGUCGGAAGAUAUUCAUGUUCAACCGCACGGUUGAAAAUGCGGAGCAAGUCGCUCGUCAUUUCAAUUCGUGGGCAGCUGGAUUGAGCAGUGAUGGCCAGAUUGUCCGUGUAUUGAAUUCUAAACACGUCGAGUGGCCUUCUAAUUUUAAUUUCCCUACAAUGAUUGUCUCCUGUGUCCCUGGGACAAGCGUAGGGGGCGAUGCUCCUGCAAAUUUCGAGAUGCCGCUUCAAUGGCUAAAAAGCCCUACUGGCGGUGUCGUUGUUGAGCUAUCAUAUCUUCCAUUGGACACACCGUUACUUCAGCAAAUAAGACGAGUACGCGAAGAAACCAAGCAAGCUUGGGUCAUCGUUGACGGCUUGGAGGUUUUACCCGAGCAAGCUAUAGCUCAAUUUGAGUUGAUGACGGGGAGGAAAGCACCCAAGAGGCGCAUGAGACUUGAAGUGCGUCAAAACUAUCACAAGUACGAGCAGCAGGGCCGAAAUUAA